Messenger RNA from Saccoglossus kowalevskii, 4227 nucleotides. RefSeq lists its product as uncharacterized. Gene Ontology annotation, molecular function: protein binding. NCBI's taxonomy places the organism in Eukaryota, Metazoa, Hemichordata, Enteropneusta, Harrimaniidae. The record is from RefSeq and is a predicted model, not a curated record.
ACAUGACAGAUGAGGCUGCAGUGCUUGCUAAAAUUAAUCCAUCCUCGGUACCAGCACAGAACACAUACAGAGACCCGACUUCACCCACUUGGGUGCAAACUUCUUCACCCUCACCUCCAGCACCCCCACCAAAAACUCACAAUGAUACAAAUUACUCUGUUACGCCAGUCACUAUUAAUUCAACAUCCACGUCAAAACCUGGUGUCUGGUCACCAGGGGCACCGCCACCUCGGAUACCAAGUGGAUAUAAUUCACCACAGCGGGACGCUAAUUUUAACGUUGCUCCUGUCUGGAAACCUGGAAUGAGUGGUGAUCAGGUGGACAAAAAGGAAUUUAAACCAGUCAAAGUUGAACUUAACGACAAGAGUAAGACAGAGAAGAGAAUGCAGGAUCUUCCGGCGCCUCCUCCACCAGCUGAAAGUUUUGCCUGGAAGCCGCCUCCCCCACCGCCUAAAGAUGAAACCACACAUGAGUACAAAAAUCUGUCAGAAUCAAAUAGUUUGCCAAAUAGGGCUUUUAGUCAUCGUAACUAUACUAAUGGCCCUACUCCCAGCGGGUUACCGAGUACACAGAGCCCGACUGUCACGAUAUUGCAGCAUAAUAGAGGAGUAGAGGAGUCACCUCCAAGACCACCACCACCACCAUCUCAUUACGGAGGUGGACUUCUAUAUGCUCCAACACUGUCCAGUCAACAGGCUUCGGAUAACCCCAAUGUUGCCACCAAUACACAAAAUCAGGCACCUCUGACUAGCCCUCCAUACAAACCGGUCACAUCCCAACAACAUUACAACCAACCAUCAGUAUGCCCCCCUGAACAAGUAAGGUCUCCUCCUCCUCCGCAAGAAAAACAGCUUUCCCCUCCACCACCCCCACCACAGCCAUCACCACCAUUGCUACCACAGGGGCAGUACCAUGCCAGUCCUACCCAACAAAGACUACAGCAACAGAUAUAUCAUAAGGCAAAUCCUCAACAGGUCGUUACAUCUCAGCAAGAAAGGCAACCAGUUGAAAAAUGGCAACUGAACCCCCCUCAGCAACCAACACCCCCAAAACAGUAUCAAGCCAAUCCCUCUCAACAACAGGGGCCCCCACAACAAUAUCAAGAUAGUUCCUCACAGCAACAGAGACCACCACCCCUGCAAUCGUAUCAGGCUUCUCCUCAACAGCAAGAGAGACCACCACCCCCACAACAGUAUCAGACUUCUCCUCAGCAACAACAGAGACCACCACCCCCACCACCCCCACAACACUAUCAGGCUUCUCCUCAACAGCAAGAGAGACCACCACCCCCACAACAGUAUCAGGCUUCUCCUCAGCAACAACAGAGACCACCACCCCCACAACAGUAUCAGGCUUCUCCUCAGCAACAACAGAGACCACCACCCCCACAACAGUAUCAGGCUUUCCCUCAACAGCAGAGACCACCACCCCCACAACAAUAUCAGGCUGUUUCUUCUCAGCAACAGGGGCCACCACCCCCACAACAGUAUCAGGCUUUCCCUCAACAGCAACAGAGACCACCACCCCCACAACAAUAUCAGGUUGGACCACCUCAGCAACAGGGGCCACCACCGCCACAGCAGUAUCAGGCCAGUUCCUAUCAGCAAGAGAGACCCCCUCUGCCUCAGUCAUGGCAGUCAACCCAGCCCCAGCAGGAAAUUCCCCCUCCACCUCCCCCUCCUCAGCAGUGGCAGCCAGAUUCUUCACAACAAAGACCACUCCCACCACCGCCUCCACCAACCCACCAAGAACCCCAUCACCCAAUAUCCCCUCCAUCACAACAACAACAGCAACAGCGCCUUCCACAACCUCAAACAUGGCAAACUUCUAAACAACCACUGCGUGUUGAUGUACAAUCACCUUACAAUGCACAGCCCCCACAUCGGAAAUCUAUACCCUCCCCGACUAUACCCCCAAGACCAUCUCCACCCAAAGUUGAGAUGAAAUCCCCACCUGUGAAAUUGAACAUAGCCUCAAAGGAUGGUUGGAGACCGGUAGAAGAUAUGGCUAAGAUUGCUGAUACCAACGUGUUUGUUUUGACUGACCCAGAUCACCAUGUUAAAGCUUCCAUUAAGACUCACGAUAUAGAAGGAUCAACAGUCUUAAAAGACAAAGUUAUUUAUGAUGAACCCAACUUCCAGGUCAUCUCUGAUCCACAACAGCUACCACCCGGUGCAGUUUACCAGACUAAAACCGUGGAGGGCGACUUGGUUCAUACUGAUACCUACUACCCAGUUAAGGUACCAGGAACUGUAGAGACCGGAAGAAGAAUGGUUAGACAGACAGCUACAUAUGAUGGGAUUGGUCCAGUGGAUAAUGAAAGUGGUAUGCCCAUUGGACUCAGAACUGGAGUAAAAGAAGAAAAUAGACAUGAUUGGUACAAAGAAAUGUACAAAUCAAUUCACCGACAAGAAAAGAAGGAUGAUGAAGAUAAUAAAUAUGAGCGGUUCUUGCGUGACGGCAUUUUGAUAGACGAUAACCCCUAUACACCAACAUAUAUUUUUCCUGAAGACUCAGAUGAUAAAAAAAAAAAAGAGACAAAUCCUUACACACCAACUUACCAAUUUCCUGAUGGAACACCUGAACAACACAAGGAAGAUAUAUUUUCUUACAGACCAACAUAUGAAUUUUCAGAUGUCAGCAAACGGAAAACUGAAACAGAAAAAGAACGAGAGUUAUCACCAACGAGAAAGGCUGCCGUAGGGUCAGGGCAACAGUGGACCGUACCCUCUGCUAGGAAUACGAUAGAACGCUACCAACAGCAACCUAGAAGCAUCACUGAAUACGAACCCGGUAAAUCCUCCCUGGCUGCCAAAGAUAAAAGUGUAACUGGUCAUAUGUAUAAUCCUCCCGCUGAACCCAUCAAAUCUUCAACAACUUACAAAACACUUCCUGCCAACUAUAAAAGAUCUGUGGAACCAGUACAACAUCAGCAGCAGCAGCAACAACAACAAUUGUCUCCACAGCAUCGACAAUUAUCGCCGCAUCAUCAACAAGGUUCGCCAGUACAUUACCACCACUCUCCUCCCCCUGUGAGCCAUGACUUGUACAAAGAAGUACAGAAAGGUGGUGAUAUACCUGUACAUGGUCUAGUAAAAAAACCUGGUGAAGAAGAAGAGGAAGAUAAAUCCAGGAGUUACAAGCCAGCCAGUAGCAUGACAGCUAUAGAUCAAGUUAAUGGCAAGCAAAAUGUCAAAGCACCAGCAUCUAAUCGUUACUCUGCGUCCGAUUUAUACAAUUACCGAAGUCCGGCCGGUCCUGUCAGUCCAUCAUCAAAUCGUGACAAACAGUUGAAAGCCAAUGCCAAGGCUAUAUAUCCAUUUAAUCCUCAGAAUGCCAAGGAAUUACCUUUCAAGAAAGGUGAUAUGAUCAAAUUAAUUCGUCAAAUUGACAAAAACUGGUAUGAAGGUGAACACCACGGAAGAGUUGGUAUAUUCCCUGUCAGUUAUGUGGAGAUUAUGUCACCGGAACCAGUGAAGUCACCCAUACAGCAACCUCAAGUAGACGUGUCCACAGAAGGCAAGGCUAGAGCCAAAUACAAUUUCAGUGGAGAAACCAACAUGGAAUUGUCAUUUAAAAAGGGUGACCAAAUAACUUUGAUACGAAGGGUUGAUAAUAACUGGGCAGAAGGUAGACUAGGAAAUAGACGAGGUAUAUUUCCUGUAUCGUACAUUGAAGUUACUAAAGAACCUGUCUCACCGGCACAGAAAAGCCCAUCAAGUCAACCCCAACAGCGACAAAAACAGCAGCACAGUCCUGUUAAACAGAAACCUAAGGAACAAAUAUACCAGCAGCAACGUAGUCAGCCAGUACAGUCUUCCCCUUCGGUAUCGCAUCAGUAUUACCAACAGCGAGACAUGCCACCACCCCCACCUACGCCACCCGUACAAGAACAUUUUCGUGCAAUCUAUCCAUAUGCACCACAAAAUGAAGACGAAUUGGAAUUAAUAGAAGGUGAUGUUGUGGUUGUCAUGGAAAAAUGUGAUGAUGGUUGGUUCGUUGGGACAUCCACAAGGACUGGACACUUUGGAACGUUUCCUGGAAAUUAUGUGGAAAAAAUGUAAAUUACAAUCAUGGUGCCUAUUUGCCAUCUGAUGUGAGAAGCAUGAUGUGAUUGGUCAACUGAUGUGAAAAGCAUGUUGUGAUUGGUCAAUUAAAGCAGGAAUGUACAAAGUAGCAAUAAAAUAGCUACACCAGCAUUCACCUAGCAUAUAUACUGCCAGUGCC